Arachis duranensis is the source of this 1502-nucleotide messenger RNA. RefSeq lists its product as uncharacterized. Lineage: Eukaryota; Viridiplantae; Streptophyta; Magnoliopsida; Fabales; Fabaceae. Bases 167 to 961 code for a protein of 264 amino acids. The transcript has a single exon. The record is from RefSeq and is a predicted model, not a curated record.
UUUGGUUACUUUUUUCCUUGUCCAUUGCCAUCAUGCUCAUUCUCUGGUUCAUUCUCAUCAAGUCUUAGUUUCUUACCGUGUUACCCACCCAUAUAUAUACGUUUGAACUUCAAAUACGAUUGCGAAUUGAUUCAUCAAACACAAAUAAUAAAUAAAAGCAGUUGAAAUGGAAGUUGCCAUAGCAGUUCCUAUUCACUCUAUGGACUUCAAUUUCCACAGUAACUGCUCCUCCCCUUUCUUCACAGCACCUUCAACCCCGCAACAACAACAACAAAAUGAUUUCGAUUUCGAAUUCGAAUUCAGCGGCCAACUCCAACGACCUUCCCUCUCCGCCGCCGACGAGCUCUUCGACCGCGGCAUGAUCCGCCCUCUUAACACCGCAUCUUCCAUUGAUCCACCACCAACACCAAAAGUAGCAACACAUGAAAGGUUAAGAGAAGAAAAACCGCAAUCGCAAUCGCAAUCGCAACCGCAGCAACAAAAACAGAGUGAUGAUAGCAAAAAAGAGAAGAAAGGCCUCUCAUCCUUAUUCUCCGAAACUGCAAUAUCUUCGUUCUUGUCAUCGAUUUGGUUCAGAAAACGAUACCGGAAAUGGAGGAUAAAGGAUAUUCUACUGUUUCGCAGUGCAUCAGAGGGAAGAUAUAAGGACAACGAUGCAUUCAGAAAGUACGUGGUUCUGUCCAAAACGAAGCCGCAUUACGACGAAGAUGACGACGUCGGGAACUUAAGCUUCCGGUCCACAACGACGACGGCGACGGCGGAGGAGAAUUCCGGUUCGGUGUCGAAACGGAGAGUUUCCGCUCACGAGUUUCAUUACACGGUGAACCGGGCUGCCUCUGAGGAAUUGAAGAAGAAAACAAUGCUGCCUUACAAGCACGGUUUGUUAGGGUGCUUGAGCUUCAAUGCAACUUCUGAUUUACAUCUCAUUAGCUCAAGAGUUAUGUCAAUGGAACGUUCAUGAAUCAUAAAAGGUUAAUCUUCAGUUUGAACAUCGACUGAUCUGAACUUUAUUCAAGAGUCUACUGCGAGGAACAGACAGAAUACUCAACCAAUAUCCAUCAGGCCAAAGCCCAAUGACUAAUCCUUCGGGUACCGAGGCAAAGUGGGCGACUCUCCCAAACACGCAAGUUUCAUUCUCAUCCUCCAAUGAGUAUCGAAGCCAGAAAAGAUGGUUAAGGAACACAGAUACUCAUCUAUAUGUGCCAACUUGCGUUGGUUGGUUUGAAAUUGGUUAGCUUGGUAGCGCGGUGCAUAUAUGUCAUUAAUUUCAUUCAUGUUGUUUCCGUUUCAUCCACAAGGUGAUUGAAAAAUGAAUGAGAAGGGGCGUUUCAAUUUACACACAAGAAUAGAGAAUAUGGAUUUACAUUUACUACACAAGGUUAUUAUUAGUUAUGUCUAUUUUCGUCUUUUACGCUUGUUAUGUUUUUUGUACAUUGUAUGUGGUAGUGGUAGCUUUCAGUUUUUGGUAUAUCGUGUUUAUUCAACGAAAAUCUAUUUCGACU